AAAAUUACUGUACGUUAAUUGUUACUGUUGAUCAAUACCAGACCCAUUUCGAAAUGUAGUCACAUGCAAUUUAAAUGUGUGUCAAUAAAAUAAAAUCCACAGAAUAAUAUAUACCUGCUGCACAACAUGGACAACUAUCCAGAAAAGUCUGGCUAUCCGCCACCACCUGCCUAUAGUCAGGUUUACUCUCAGCCGGGUCAAGGAUUCUCACAACCAGGUCAAGGAUUCUCACAACCAGGUCAAGGGUUUUCACACCCGGGUCAAGGUUUUUCACAAUCUGCAGUGUACAAUCAACCAAAUAUUAUACCCUCAAGAAAUGUUGUCGUACCGAACGGACAACAUACACAAGGGAACAUACCCAAAGACUGGACCGUGCCUGCAGUUUUUGCAACCUUCUGUUGUGCUUGGCCAUUGGGGAUAAUGGCGAUCUUAAGCGCAAGUAACGCAAAACAAGCAGUCCAACGUGGAGAUAUGGAAUUAGCACAUUUGAAGGCAAAGAAUGCCAGAAACCUAGUAAUAGUUGCAGUAAUUGUGGGACUUCUUGGUUGGGCUUUUUUAGUGGCAUAUAUAUUAAUUCGGAUUUACGUAUUUUAGUUGGAGAGUUGAUUAUUCCAAUUGAAAGGCCAGACAGUUUACAUAAAAACGGAUGAAUUAAAAUCACAUGUUUCAAUUAGUAGAAUAUGUAUAAUGUUUGUAUAUUAUUUAAGAAAUGAUCUGAAAUAGUUCUGGAAAACCUGAUAUUAUUGUAAUACAAUUAAAUUAUUUUUUACUCA
This is a messenger RNA of Mytilus californianus (California mussel), 773 nucleotides long. RefSeq names its product proline-rich transmembrane protein 1-like. The record is from RefSeq and is a predicted model, not a curated record. Bases 127 to 594 code for a protein of 155 amino acids. The transcript has 4 exons. Gene Ontology annotation, cellular component: membrane. Lineage: Eukaryota; Metazoa; Mollusca; Bivalvia; Mytilida; Mytilidae.